AAAACUAUGUCCACUCUCUCUUACUCCUCUUGUCUUCGUCUUCUUCUCUAUUAAUCAGGAAAAAUGUUUCAAUUUUUUUAUUAAAAAAUAUAAUUAUUCUUUUGGGAAGGGGAAAUGGAGUUUGAGGAUCAAGAAGAGCAAGAAGAGGAGAUGGGUUUGGCCCCGAGUUACGACUCGCUGGGUAACUCAUCUAGAGUCAGAACGUCAGGUGUUGAACCGGGUUCAGUAACUUCAGCCGGUCAACAGCAGAGGAAGCCUAGUUAUAGGGAGUGCUUGAAAAACCAUGCCGUGGGGAUCUGUGGUCAGGCUGUCGAUGGUUGCGGUGAGUUCAUGCCGGCUGGAACUGAAGGAACCCUCGACGCUCUCAAAUGCGCUGCUUGUAACUGUCAUCGUAACUUCCACCGUAAGGAAUCGGAGCUUCCCACCACGGACCUCUACUUCCCCCAGCACCACCUCCACCACCAGCCUCCGCAAUUCACGCCUUACUUUAGAGCACCAACAGGUUACCUCCACGUCGCUGGACAUCAAAGGCCAUUAGCUUUACCGUCAAUCUCAGGAGGACACAGCAGGGAAGAUCAAGAGGAUGUUUCCAACCAAGGGAGCUCAAGGAAGAGAUUCAGAACAAAGUUCACGCAGGAACAAAAGGAUGAGAUGUUGGCGUUGGCUGAGAGGUUAGGGUGGCGUCUUCAAAAACACGAUGAAGAGAUUGUUCAACACUUCUGCAACGAAACGGGGGUCAAAAGGCAUGUUUUGAAAGUUUGGAUGCAUAAUAACAAGCACACUCUUGGUAAGAAACCCUAGAAACAGCUUGUUCGUGUUAUUGAGAGAGGAAACAAAAAA
Hibiscus syriacus is the source of this 840-nucleotide messenger RNA. RefSeq names its product zinc-finger homeodomain protein 1-like. NCBI's taxonomy places the organism in Eukaryota, Viridiplantae, Streptophyta, Magnoliopsida, Malvales, Malvaceae. The record is from RefSeq and is a predicted model, not a curated record. Gene Ontology annotation, biological process: regulation of developmental process; regulation of DNA-templated transcription. Bases 115 to 801 code for a protein of 228 amino acids. Gene Ontology annotation, molecular function: transcription cis-regulatory region binding; DNA-binding transcription factor activity. The transcript has a single exon. Gene Ontology annotation, cellular component: nucleus.